Molecule: messenger RNA, 552 nt
Organism: Fonsecaea multimorphosa CBS 102226
Lineage: Eukaryota; Fungi; Ascomycota; Eurotiomycetes; Chaetothyriales; Herpotrichiellaceae
Exons: 3
Coding region: 1-552 (183 amino acids)
Molecular function (GO): fatty acyl-CoA hydrolase activity
Source: RefSeq, a predicted model, not a curated record
AUGGACAAACCCAAGAAAUUCUAUACCAAAGACUACAUGUCACGACCGGGGAUGUCGUUCGCGAUUGAGAUUGCAGAUCCGGUGCAGAGAAUAGAGGAGUUUAUGAACAGAUACAGGAGAGAGCCCGUUGCAGAAGGCUUCGAAGAAUCUCUGAUGACGAGAGAUCUCAGCGUUGUCAGUGCGACGGGCCCACCAAAUGUCACCACCGCUGUCUUCGAGAUGGACAUCAUCCCCAUGUACGGAACCCGGAUGGGCAAUGCUUCAGGCGCCGCCAUCACACUCAUCCACGACAUGUGCACGACGAUGGCUAUGGCGCCGCUGGCGAGGCAGGACUUCUGGCAUUUCGGCGGAGUGUCUAGAGUCCUCAGCGUCACAUACUUGAGGCCAACAAAGGUGGGCACCACGGUGUUGAUCGAAUGCGAAGUUCUGCAGGUGGGAGCGCGAUUUGCGACGAUACGAGGGAGCAUCAAGGACAAGGCCACAGGUGAUCUCCUCUCCGUCUGUGAGCACAACAAAGCAAGCAUCAUUUUCCGCGAAAACCCCAAGAUUUGA